Misgurnus anguillicaudatus (oriental weatherfish) is the source of this 1897-nucleotide messenger RNA. RefSeq names its product POU domain, class 5, transcription factor 3 (gene pou5f3). The record is from RefSeq and is a predicted model, not a curated record. Gene Ontology annotation, molecular function: DNA-binding transcription factor activity, RNA polymerase II-specific; RNA polymerase II cis-regulatory region sequence-specific DNA binding. NCBI's taxonomy places the organism in Eukaryota, Metazoa, Chordata, Actinopteri, Cypriniformes, Cobitidae. Gene Ontology annotation, biological process: regulation of transcription by RNA polymerase II.
UAGGAAAACCUGUGUGGGACAGGGCCAGAUUUGAGGUUUCGAAGUUGUUUGUAAGGUGGGUGUUGGUGAUCUACUGACCCAUUCUGCGGGCCUAAUUGAUGGCCAUCACAGGCGCACCGGCAAGCUUUGCGCACGUUUCCACAUAGGCUAAUAAUACUAAGGCGCACAAACUGAUUUUGCGCAAACACUGAAGAUUGCUUUUGGAUAAUUUACAAGCGCGUCUUGGCAUGGAGCUACUGAUCACCGUUUAUUGAGUACCAGACCAGCAUCCACGUGUUCUUGCCUGAAGUCUCAAGAGAUUUGUGAGAAAAUGACGGAGAGACACCAGAGCUCGAAUGGAGGAGACUGCAACAGCCGAGCGUACGAGAUUAACAGGGCCAUGUAUUCUCAAACCACGGGCCUGGAUGGACUUGGCGGUGCGUCGUUGCAGUUUGCGCACGGCGUGCUUCAGGAUCCGAGUCUGAUUUUUAACAAGGCACAUUUCAAUGGGAUCAACCCUCCACCUACGCAAAGUUUUUUCCCAUUUUCAGGCGAUUUUAAGUCUAAUGAUUUACAAAGCGGUGAUUUUGUGCAACCCAGACACUGGUACCCUUUUGCGGCACCCGAGUUCACGGGGCAGGUCGCGGGCGCGACCGCAACCGCCCAGCCUGCAAACAUCAGCCCACCAAUCGCUGAAACCAGGGAGCAGAUCAAGAUGCCUUCUGAAGUGAAAACUGAGAAAGAUGUUGAUGAGUACGCCAGCGAGGAAAACAAACCUCAAUCACAAUUUAACCACAUCCCUGGGACAUCAUCUGUGGCCACCGGGAUGUAUUAUUCCACACCGUGGAACCCUAACUUUUGGCCCGGCCUAUCUCACAUCACGGCCCCCGCUAAUAUUUCUCAAGCUCCCCCGACACCAACCGCAUCCUCACCCUCGUUAUCACCCUCCCCACCGGGGAAUGGCUUCGGAAGUCCUGGGUUUUUCAACGGGGGCUCUGCGCAAAACAUGCAGUCUGGUCAGGCGCAAACCGCUCCGAGAAGCAGUGGGUCGUCCAGUGGAGGAUGCAGUGAUUCUGAAGAAGAGGAGAAUCUGACCACGGAGAAUUUGGAGCAGUUUGCUAAAGAGCUGAAGCACAAGCGCAUUACUCUGGGUUUUACGCAGGCAGAUGUUGGGCUCGCUCUGGGAAAUCUGUAUGGAAAAAUGUUCAGCCAGACAACCAUCUGUCGUUUUGAGGCGCUUCAACUUAGUUUCAAGAAUAUGUGCAAACUGAAACCAUUACUACAGAGGUGGUUGAAUGAGGCUGAGAACUCUGAAAAUCCACAGGAUAUGUACAAGAUUGAACGGGUUUUUGUUGACACGCGAAAAAGAAAAAGGAGAACGAGUUUGGAAGGCACCGUCCGUUCUGCUCUCGAGUCGUACUUUGUGAAGUGCCCCAAACCCAACACUCUAGAGAUUACGCACAUAUCUGAUGACCUAGGCCUGGAAAGAGAUGUGGUGCGUGUGUGGUUCUGCAAUCGACGACAAAAGGGAAAACGCCUGGCGUUGCCCUUUGAUGACGACUGCCUUGAUGGUCAGUACUAUGAGCAGAGCCCACCACCUCCCCCUCACAUGGGUGGCACAGCCCUUCCGGUGCAAGGCUAUCCUGGACCAGCCCAUCCUGGAGGAGCCCCUGCCCUAUACAUGCCACCCCUCCAUCGACCGGAGGUUUUUAAAAACGCCCUGCACCCUGGACUGGUGGGUCAUCUCACCAGUUAACCUGACCAGGUGAUGCGCUCCGUUUCCCAAACCAUCCUACUACUUUGUCUGAACACCUGGGUCACAUUUAUUGGUCGGAGUGGGACGAUGACCUUACAGGUGCAAGGCAAAUUUUAAUCGAUGUUUAUAAAAUACCAAAUUACGGAUUUAUUUUUAUGUAAA